AGGUCCCAGUACUGCCUGGAGACAGACAAAACCUUUUUCCCCUUCAGGAUCAGAAUGCCAGUGGAAGAGAACUUCUACCACCAAGUAUGAAGCUUUCUUGUACCAGCAACACCUUUUACUUCUUUCUUCUCUGUGUCAUUGUGCUGCCCAAAGCAGGAACCCAAACCUUUUGCUCAAAUCAUUGUGGGAGAUUCCUAACGACCUGCUCAUGUCAUGCAACCUGUGACAGCCUGGGAAUUUGCUGCCCUGAUUACUGGGAAUUCUGUGUGAACAUCUCACCAUCCUCGGGUACCCUGCUUGGUGGAAAAGAUUUCACUCUCCUAAAUGUGACCAUUAAGGCACGCGUUCCUGUGACAUGCAGGUUCGCCAGGGCAACAGAGACCCAAGGCUAUAUUGACAGUCAUGGACAGAUACAUUGCAUCUCCCCUUUGCUCUAUGAGAUUGGCAUUGUUAGCCUGGAAAUUUCUCUUGAUGGUGGACAGACAUUUCCUUGGUCAGGUUCUUGGAUUUCAGUUCAUCAUAAUAAAGUUUCCUCUUUGGAAAAAAGCACGUUGGUGAAUGAAACCAAGUGGCAAUACUAUGGCACUCCAGGGACUGGGGGACACCUGACCAUCACAUGGAACCACUACGUGCUUCAAUCCAGCCAUGUUAAUAUAGAAGCUUGGGGAUAUAAUGAAACAGGCAAGCCUUAUUCCAACAACUGGGCAGCUGAGUGGAAGUACCUUUACACUCUGAAGCGGAACUACCCAAACACAGGACAGUUCACAUUUUUGCCUGUUCCUUCUGCUCAGUACAGUGGCUGGGAAGUGGGUGUGCUAAGGAUUUCUUCCAAUGAUUCUUCUGAAGGCCAGCAAAAUGUGGCUGCCAUCUGGAGCACAGAGCAUGCAAUGGCCUGGCACUUGGAGGAGACCUUCCAGAAGGAUUCUGCUGCCUGGGCUGAAGCCAAGUGCCACCAGUGGGACAGGAAAGAGGUGGACCUGCCCAAUUUUCUGGAGGAGAUUCUGGAUUGUCCCUGUACUUUGGCCCAAGCCCGUGCUGACUCAGGCCGCUUUCAUACGGAUUAUGGGUGUGACAUAGAAAACGGAAGUGUCUGCACGUAUCACCCUGGUGCAGUGCACUGUGUGAGGAGCAUUCAAGGCAGCCCACGGUAUGGUGCAGGGCAACAAUGCUGCUACGAUGCUUCUGGCACCCAAGUCCUCACGGGGGACUCCAUGGGGGGGAGCACACCAGACCGAGGCCAUGACUGGGGAGCUCCUCCUUACAAGAAGCCCCCCCGCAUCCCAGGCUUCUCCCACUGGUUGUAUGACGUCAUCAGCUUUUACUACUGCUGCCUCUGGUCUGACAACUGUCCCUUUUAUUUCAAGCAUCGUCCCUCAAGUGGCUGCAACAGAUACCACCCACCUCGUGCUGCUUCAGCUUUUGGAGAUCCUCAUUUUAUCACUUUUGAUGGUGUCAAUUUCACAUUCAAGGGCCUCGGUGAAUAUUUGGUGCUGGGAUCAAAGCUAACAUCCUUGAGAGUCCAAGGGAGAACCCGUCCAGCUAAGCUGCCAAAAGGAGAUGAAGCAGGAGUAGAAGCAAAGGUGACGGGCUUUUCAGCCAUCGCCAUGCAGGAGAAUAACUCAGAUGUCGUUGAAGUACGCAUUCCAGAAAAUUCCCAUGAGCUGGAAGUCCUGCUGAAUCAAAGGGCACUCAAUUUUUCUGAACAAACCUGGAUGGAUUUAAAAGGUCUUUUCCUCUAUACCACCCCUGGGCAGAAUGUCACUGUGAUGUUCUCUUCCGGAGCUGGCGUAGAAGUGAGUGGCUAUGGAGGAAGGGUGUUAAGUGUGACCAUUUUGCUGCCAGAGGCAUUCCAGAAUCACACAGAAGGGCUCCUUGGGUUGAUGAAUGGCAAACCUCAGGAUGAUCUGACCCUUCGCAAUGGAACAGUCCUAGAUGUCAGCAGCAGUGGCCCCCAAGAACACUUUACUUUUGGAGCAGAUUGGGCAAUUACAAAUGAAACAUCCCUUUUCACCUACGACACCCAGUACUUGUUGCAUAACUUCUCCCAUGGACCAAAGCACCAUUCUUCUUUCGUGCCACUGUUUUCUCCUCCUGAAGACUCAGAUGAAACUCUCAUGCAGCAGGUGGCUUUGGUCUGCCAAGCAGAUCCUUUCUGCAGGUUUGAUGUCCUGACAACCAGAGACUUGGCUGUGGGAAACAUCACCAAGUUGUCCCAUCAGAAUUUCAGACAACUGCAGGAGAACUUACGGCCAGUGACUUCGUGUGGCUGGCUGGCUGCCCCCUCUAAUGGGGUGAAAGAAGGAACCCGUUACCUAGCAGGGUCUCUUCUCAGCUUCCACUGCCAUCCAGGCUACAGCCUUGUGGGCUCAGCAGCCAGAAGAUGCCAGGACAACGGGGCCUGGUCAGGACAACCCACCAGGUGCCUUCCCAAUGCAGGGACCGCACUGCAACUGCCACUGUUCCCCUUUGCACCCACAUUUAGCAUCCUGAACUUUGCAUUAAUCCUCUGGAUAAUCUGACAACGUAGCUACAGAAAAGACGGGGGGGAGGGGCACCACUGGUAAGACUGUAUCUCUCAGCUUCCCAUCACAAUGAAAGCAAUCUGAAGAAACUGUACUUUGGAUGACAAGCUAUGACUCUCUCAGCAACGAAACGUCAGGAGGGCAGAGCUGCCACAAAUCUAGUG
This is a messenger RNA of Candoia aspera, 2686 nucleotides long. RefSeq names its product sushi domain containing 2 (gene SUSD2). The record is from RefSeq and is a predicted model, not a curated record. The transcript is spliced from 14 exons. Bases 87 to 2519 code for a protein of 810 amino acids. NCBI's taxonomy places the organism in Eukaryota, Metazoa, Chordata, Lepidosauria, Squamata, Candoiidae.